AUGCCUGGAAGCGGACCGGACGAUCUUCACGAAGAACCAGAUAUUCCUAACAAUCCGCCAACAGAUCCUCCCACAUCGCAAGGGAUUGAUGAAGUGUUCUCUCUCUUCAAGACAUAUCUUGAAAAUCGUUUGUAACAGAAGGGCAAAGAGCUCGAAGAAAAACAAAAAAUCGAUUUGCAGGCAGAGAAGUUCAAAUUCAAAAGUAACCAAAAGCAGUUCGUAUUCAACGCCGAGCUUGAAGAAUUAGUAGGAAAAAUCAAAGAAGCAAACGCCCGGAAGGAUCACAAGAAGGUGGUUCACUUAACGGAUCAAGCCAAAGCUCUGUUGCACAAGAGACAGAAGCUUAUCAAACUCGCAGACUCGAGUGAAGCCGGCUGGGACGCAGUUCAAGAAUACGAAUCCCAAGAUAUCGCCUCGGAUGAUGAGGACAACAAGAAAAUUCGCAAUGCUAGAGCCGCAGCUAAUAGGAAAAGGAAACAGUAA
This is a messenger RNA of Pocillopora meandrina, 483 nucleotides long. The record is from the annotation of a GenBank genome assembly. NCBI's taxonomy places the organism in Eukaryota, Metazoa, Cnidaria, Anthozoa, Scleractinia, Pocilloporidae.